This is a messenger RNA of Vitrella brassicaformis, 952 nucleotides long. The record is from the annotation of a GenBank genome assembly. Lineage: Eukaryota; Vitrellaceae.
UGAGGCGUCCCCGGCAGCGGUUGUUGCUCCUCAGCCCCAGCUGCAGCCAAUGCCCGCGGUCGUGCCUCCAUCUAUCCCCAACUCGGCCCACUCCCUCCCUCCCCUGCCACCCAUCGCCGUGGCCGUGGAGACGCCGCAGUUCCCCCCGGCUGAGGCGCAGCAGGGCGCUGCUGAGGGAGGGGAUGGGGAGGGGCAGGGUGAGGGUGCGGGUGUGUUGGCGCCUCCGGCUGUGGAGCAGCCUGUCGGUGGUGGUGAGGGAGGGGUCUCGGUGAUGGUGCAGCCAUUUGUGCCCCCCCAGCAGAUGAUGCCAGCGGUGCCCCAUGCGGCCCUCUUCCCGCAUAUCCCUCUCCCCAUGAUGGCACUCCCGGCUAAUCAGGCCAUGCUGGCGUUGGCGGCCAUGGGGGACGGCACGCAGCCUCCCAUCAUGAUGCCGAUGGCGCCCCAGGGAGGUGGGCAGGUGUUUGGCCUGGCGGUUGGGAUGGCUGUGGGCAUGGAAGCGGCUGCGCCGCCCCCGCCCCCGCCUUAUGUUCCAUCGCCCUACGAGCAGGGGCUUGUCAACAGCCCGCCACCGCCCGCGUCUGAGGUAAGUAGGGGGAAGAAAACGAGCACCACAGCAAAGUGAUUGAUGUCAUCACCCCAUGGAAUGAAUGCAAUUUGUGUUGCGUGUGCGUUUGUUGUAUGUGUGCAGCAGCAGGGUGGUUAUGGUGCCGGAGGGAUGCCAUCCCCCGGUUCGCCCCAGAGCAACGCCACGAGCCGCCCGCCGCCCCCGCCACUCACGCCCUCGCCUCGCCCCCACAACCAGCACAGCCACCGCACUCAUCAUCGCAACGGCGCCAGCAGGGAGGUCAUGGACAGCAGGGCCAGCCCGGAGCCACCCAGUACCACCACACGGCCACCGACCGAGGUGUGCCGGCCGGUGGCUAUGCUGCCCACCACGGGCAGGCGGCGAUGA